UCUACGCAACGACAAUCUUUCUAAGACAGCCACCGACUGAAGCGCUGUUCAGAACAGCACGAUAUGAGAUAAAGACGGAUAAAGUCGCAAUGGACCCUUCUGCGUCUAAUGACUCUGAGGAUGAAAGUUCGGACUCAGAAGUUGUUUGUUUAAUGGGGGUCGGGAAGAAUUCAGACUGGCUUCGCUUGGUAGAAAACAUACAAGUUUCUAUUGGCCGUGGUUUUGGCGUGACCUACCAACUUGUGUCCCCAUGUUGCCCUUUAAUGAUCUCCAGGCUUCACUGCACUUUUUGUCAAAGGGAAGAUGGACAUUGGACAGUGACAGACAAGCAGAGUCUCAAUGGUGUGUGGGUGAAUGGGAUCCGCAUACCCACUGAAAAAGCCCACCUGCUUCAGCUUGGCGAUUCCGUGCGUCUCGGUGUUCCUAUCGUGGGAUCCAAAGCUGAGUUUGACUACAAACUUGUGAAGCGACCCCUCAGAGAAAUUCAACGCAAAUUGCUAAAAGGGCAGAAAACAAGCACCAAAGUAGCGAACGUACCUAUGAAAAGGAAGCUGAUUGAGGAAGAAGGGGAGCCAUCUACCUCAAAGACUAAAUUGUACCGCUGCUCGGACCUAGACAAGUCGGUGGCACAGCCAUGCCCGCUGUCUCCAGCCGAGCACCAAGAGUGUCGCAGUUGCGCCCAGCUGAAGGAGGCCCCUCCCAAACCACAUGUGGAAGACUCGGAGCGGGCCUGUGGUGGCUUAGAUGUCCCAUGUGACCUUGACAACUUGCAGAUGCACAUGUUGUUCCCUUUGACAUUAUAUUCUGCCUUGACAAAGACGACACAUGCCAGAACACCUCUCUGCUCUCCCUCUUGCAGAUAUAGCCAGAACAUCUCCAUGCUCAGGGAGCAGGUAGACAGCACACAGAGGCAGGUGACCUCGCUGGAAGGUGAGCCCCAAUCAGCCGACCCGUUUAGGGAGGAGCAGAUCAACCAGCUACAACGACAGCUCAAGACACUCCAAGCCAAGCUGCUGAAAAUGAAAAUGUUUGAGAGGUCCGUCCGUGAAACUAAGAAGCAACAAGAGCCUCAGAAGACACAGCAGCAAAAGGAGCUGAUGGAAAAGCAGUUAGAAAACACCUUGCAGGAGGUAAACAUCAUACAUAAGACACCAUCACCAACAACAGAGAGCAGAGCUGGACGCGGAAGGCAUAGAAGGCAAAACGUUCUGACAAAGUGUAAUUGGAUUCUGUUGGACAAAAACAAAGAACUCGAAGUGACUAAGGCGGAGAAGGAAAAGGCGAGGGCCCAAAAGGAGGAAGUUGUCACGCAAGUGACCACGACCCUGGAAAACGAGCUUCAGUGCAUCAUCUGCUCUGAGCUCCUUAUUGAGGCCGUCACCCUAAACUGUGCUCAUAGCUUCUGCUGCUAUUGCAUCAAGCAGUGGCGCAAAAAGAAAGAGGAGUGCCCCAUCUGCCGGCAGGCCAUCAAGUCCCAAACCCACUGUCUGGCGCUGAACAACUUCAUCGACAGCAUGGUGGAGAACCUAAGUUUGGAUAUGAAGAUCAGACGGCAGACGCUCGUCUCCGAGAGGAAAGGAGAGUUGUGCAUUAAAUCAAGUCACGAUGGAGCAGGAGCCGAAACCUCAACAUAAUCUUUUUGUUCUGCUGAAGGUUAUGACUUUUACAUACUUUCAAAAGUCCAAAAGGAAAUACCUGUCGGGAUGACCAAGACAUUAGUGAUGAGAAGGAAUACUGACAGUAAUACACUUGUGACAUCACAACAAAUGAGACACAAUGUGUAAUGACAGCAAGACCUUCAUCGUUGGUCAGAAUGUCAACAUCUGGAUGCAGACCACCCCUUCACCGCAGUGAAGAAAGAGUGUGUGAACUGCUGAAGGAUUAAGAACCCUCGAGCCGAUGUCCAUAACAGCAGCUUCUGCUCAUAGGACACCCAGAACUGGAUUUUCUUGUAGUCUUGUCUUGACAGUUGAUGCGCUUCUCCGGGAUGUUCCAAGGACGUUUUGGAAACAGAUCGAGUUAAGAUCUGUUUUUGUUUCUAGGAAAUAUGUUUGCAUGCCAAAAGAUUAAAUAGUUUCUGUUUGAGUAUAA
Messenger RNA from Syngnathus acus (greater pipefish), 2091 nucleotides. It is a transcript of the gene rnf8, whose product is annotated as ring finger protein 8, E3 ubiquitin protein ligase. The record is from RefSeq and is a predicted model, not a curated record. Gene Ontology annotation, cellular component: ubiquitin ligase complex; cytosol; site of double-strand break. The transcript has 7 exons. Gene Ontology annotation, biological process: double-strand break repair; ubiquitin-dependent protein catabolic process; protein K48-linked ubiquitination. Gene Ontology annotation, molecular function: histone binding; ubiquitin protein ligase activity. NCBI's taxonomy places the organism in Eukaryota, Metazoa, Chordata, Actinopteri, Syngnathiformes, Syngnathidae. The coding region runs from base 90 to 1634 and encodes 514 amino acids.